GCCGCCAAUCGCGUGGCUUGCUCCAGAUCGGCCCACCUGCCAGAGAUAUUUUGGGGUGGGGGGAUAAAUAGAGAGCCACGCGGGAACUACAGAGGAAGAGAGGGAAAUGGAGGGAAACCGCGCGGGUCUCCUGACCUAGGACUCCAGAUCGACGGCCGCCGGCGACGUGCCCCUCCAGAUCCGCCGGUGACGCGCGCCCCCAAGAGCUUCCUCCGCCGGUGACCUGCCCCCACUAGCCUCCUCCGCCUCCGCCUCCAUCUUCUCCUGCGCCUGCGCCAGCAAAGACUGCAGGCACCUUGGCUGCAGCUAGAGGAUGACUGACCAAACUGUCAAUAGUGCAGCCGGCGGCAAUGGGCCUGAGCCUGAGCAGUAUGAUCCAUCCAAGGAUCCUAAGCGGAAGGCAAAGUCGGGAGACCCUGGGUGGAAGUAUGGGUAUUGGCAUGAUAUGAACAGGAGGGAUAGGAUACGAUGCACUUUUUGCGGGACAGAUGUGCAUGCUGGAAUAGCAAGGUUCAAGCGUCACCUAGCUGGGGCUAGUACUAAAGGGAAGAAGAAUUCUAUAAAAUGCAAGAAGGUGCCAGAGGCUGUUUCAAAGAAGAUGCUGGAUUUCAUGAAGGCCUACGCAAAGAAGCAUAAUAUGCCAGGGGAGUCUGAUAAAGAAGAUACAGCAACUGGUGAUGAAGAAGAGGAUGCAACAGCAACUCAAACUAGUAGUAGGACAACAGCAAAAAGGAAGGCCAAGACUGUCCAAACUGAAUUACAUACACAAAAGGCUUCAAGAACAAUUGCCGGGAUGAUUAGGAAGACUCCGGAAGAAGUCAUUGAGCUAAGGCACUCGAAGAAUCCUUCUCAAGCCGCAUUGAACGCAGGUUGCUUCAAAAGGACCACCGAGGAUAAGGAUAGAGUUGAUGAUCAUUGGGCAGCAUUUUCCUAUGCCAAUGCCAUUCCCUUCAAUGUUACCCGAUCAAGAGCCUUUGAGAUUGCAUUGGAGUCCACCGGGCAAUAUGGUCCAGGCUACAUCCCCCCAACUAUUCAUGCUCUUAGGCUUCCACUUCUUGUGAAAGCAAAGAAGAAGACACAUGCAUUGAGAGAGCAACAUGAGCUGGCUUGGCAAGAGUAUGGCUGCACACUAAUGUCCGAUGGGUGGACCGAUGGGAGGACUAGGCACUUGGUCAACUUCCUUGUCAAUAGUCCAGCCGGGACUUUCUUCAUUGAUAGCGUUGACAUACCAGCCUUAGUAGCCAGCAAAGAAUUGUUGGCAGAUUUGAUGGAGAAAAGGAUCAACGACAUUGGAAGAGGCUACGUGGUUCAGAUUUGCACGGAUAAUGGUGCUAACUACAAGGCAGCGGGCAUGGCAAGGUUUUAG
Triticum aestivum (bread wheat) is the source of this 1366-nucleotide messenger RNA. RefSeq lists its product as uncharacterized. Bases 314 to 1366 code for a protein of 350 amino acids. The record is from RefSeq and is a predicted model, not a curated record. The transcript is spliced from 3 exons. NCBI's taxonomy places the organism in Eukaryota, Viridiplantae, Streptophyta, Magnoliopsida, Poales, Poaceae.